AUGUCACACGAUACAAUGGAUAAGAAGGAUGCUGUUGACAUUACACCAGCUCAGUCACACGUCCAUCAGGAGGUUGCGGAAAUGCAUGACAAGGCACUGGUGACACGCGAGCCAUAUGGCAAGUCUGCAUGCGCUCUCUUCGCCACGCUUGGUGGUCUGCUUUUCGGCUACGACCAGGGAGUAAUCAGUGUCACACUGGUCAUGGACCAGUUUUUGGGCCGUUUCCCUCGCGUUUCUGCUGAGGCCUCGGGGGCAGGGUUCUGGAAAGGUCUUAUGACUGCCAUGCUUGAGCUCGGUGCUUUGAUUGGUGCGCUAUUUGCCGGGUAUCUUGCGGACAAGCUUUCGAGGAAAUAUGCGAUUGUGGUCGCUGUCUGUGUUUUUACUGUCGGCAGUAUCCUACAGACAGCGGCAAUUGAGUAUGCUAUGCUAACGAUUGGACGCUUGAUUGGUGGUAUGGGCAUUGGAGCCCUUGCAACAAUUGCGCCGUUGUACAUCUCCGAGAUCGCUCCUCCAGAGAUCCGCGGUGCCUUGCUCGUACUCCAAGAACUUAGUAUCGUUCUUGGCAUUGUUGUCGCUUUCUGGACCACAUACGGUACACGAUACAUGGCUGGCGAAUGGGCAUGGCGUCUACCUUUCUUCCUGCAAAUGGUUCCUGGUUUCGUCCUCGGCGUGGGCAUAUUCUUUCUCCCCUUUUCACCACGAUGGCUUUCCGCUAAAGGCCGCGAUGACGAAGCACUACAGGUAUUAGCGAAGCUGCGGCGAGCGCCUACCAAUGACUCCAGAGUCUUUCAAGAGUGGUGUGAAAUCCGCGCCGAGGUAACGUUCAAGCAAGAAGUCAAUCGCGAAAGGCACCCAGAGCUCCAAGCUCCCACGCGUUCAAACAGGAUCAAGCUCGAGUUAGCAUCCUGGAUGGACUGCUUCCGACACGGCUGCUGGAAGCGCACUGUUGUCGGUGUAGGCAUCAUGUUCUUCCAGCAAUUUGUCGGUAUCAACGCAUUAAUUUACUACAGCCCAAGUCUUUUCAAAACCCUGGGCCAGAACUACGAGAUGCAGCUCCUCCUCUCCGGAAUCAUUAAUUGCACGCAACUCGUCGGUGUGGCCACCAGUCUGUGGACAAUGGAUCGCUUCGGACGACGUCCUCUGUUGCUUAUAGGAGCGGGCUUGAUGUUCAUCUGCCACCUGAUCAUUGCUGUACUUGUUGGAAAGUUUGGCGACCGUUGGGCAAGCUAUGCCGUAGAAGGCUGGGUCGCAGUCGCCUUCCUGUUCUUCUACAUGUUCUCUUUCGGAGCAACUUGGGGUCCAGUUCCAUGGGCCAUGCCAUCGGAGAUCUUCCCGAGCGCAUACACUUUCUUCGCGGUCUUCUGUCUUCUCGCUUUCAUCUUCACAUUCUUUUGCGUGCCUGAGACGGCCGGAAAGACGCUUGAAGAGAUGGACUCGGUUUUCAAGGAUAUUAGCAGUGAGGCGGAAGAACAGAAGAAGACACGCAUCAUGGCGGAGAUUGUCGAGGGUAACAGGGGUAGAUAUACGACCUCUGCCUGA
Parastagonospora nodorum SN15 is the source of this 1539-nucleotide messenger RNA. RefSeq lists its product as hypothetical. The transcript has 4 exons. Gene Ontology annotation, cellular component: membrane. Gene Ontology annotation, molecular function: carbohydrate:proton symporter activity. The record is from RefSeq and is a predicted model, not a curated record. NCBI's taxonomy places the organism in Eukaryota, Fungi, Ascomycota, Dothideomycetes, Pleosporales, Phaeosphaeriaceae. Bases 1 to 1539 code for a protein of 512 amino acids. Gene Ontology annotation, biological process: carbohydrate transport; transmembrane transport.